AGGCUCCAGCUGGUGGCUGUGAGAACAUCUCUUCUCAAAUAGCUGGGCCAGGGGUCCUCAUGCUGCUGUGUUCGUUGCUGGUCAUCUUUGCUCCAGUCAGUGAACAGUCAGACUGGCCGACCCUUCUGGCCCCCUCUUCUGUCUUUGAAGGAGACAGUAUAGUUCUGAAAUGCCAGGUAAAACAGAACAGAAAAAUAAAAACUAUGUCUUACUACAAGGAUGGAAGAGAGCUAUUUUUGUCAACAUACGUCUCAAACUUCCUUAUCCAAAGGGCACUUUUCAAUGACAGUGGCCAGUACCACUGUGCCAUUUCCGGACAAUUUAUUUUCAGUUGGAAAAAAACUUCAGAAGCAGUAAAGAUCAAAGUCCAAGAGUUGUUUCCACCUCCUGUGCUGACAGUGAGUCCUUCCCAGCUCACCGAGGGGACCCCAGUGACCCUGACCUGUGAGACUUGGCUUCCUCCACAGAGGCUAGACACUGAGCUUCAAUUCUUCUUCUUCAGAGAAGACCAGAGCCUGGGGCCAGGCUGGAGCAGGUCCCCAGAGCUCCAGAUCCCUACUAUAUGGAGCCAAGAUUCAGGGUCUUAUUGGUGCGAGGCACAGACAGUGACUCAUAGGGUCAAAAAGCAGAGCCUCAAAUCUCACAUUCAUGUGCAGAGAGUGCCCGUCGCUAAUGUGAGUUUAGAAACCCAGCCCCCAGGAGGGCAGGCGAUUGAAGGAGGGAAGUUGGUCCUCUUCUGCUCAGUGUCUGAGGGCACAGGAAACAUCACAUUCUCCUGGCACAAAGACGCCACAGAAACCAGUCUGGGAAAUAAGACCCAGCAUUCCCUGUCAGCAGAGCUGGAGAUCCUGGCUGUGAGGGAGAGCGAUGCUGGUAAAUAUUACUGCAGAGCUGACAACGGCCACCGUCCCAUCUGGAGUGAGGUGAACGUCACUGUAAGAAUUCCAGUGUCUCGCCCUGUCCUCACUCUUGGGCUUUCUGGGGCCCAGGCUACGGUGGGGGACACGGUAGAGCUUCACUGUGAGGUCCGGAGAGGCUCUCCCCCAAUCCUGUACUGGUUCUAUCAUGAGGAUGUCAUCCUGGGGAACAGCUCAGCAUCUUUUGGAGGAGGAGCAUCCUUCAAUCUCUCUCUGACCUCAGAGCACUCUGAGAACUACUCCUGUGAGGCCAGCAAUGGCCUGAGGGCUCAGCGCAGUCAUGUGGUGACACUCAAUGUCACAGGACCUGAUGGAUAUAGAAGAGACCUUGUCAUAGCCAAAACUCUUGGGGGACUGUUUGGUGUUCUUGGUUUUGUUGCUGUUGCUCUACUGUUUUAUUACUGGUACCAGAAGACAUCAGGAGGAAGUUCUGCCUAUAAUGCAUCCAGAGGCCCUUUCAGCCCAGGCUCUCAAGAAUCCACCUACUCCAGCCCACUCCCAGCAGUGGAGGAGCUGCAGCUCAUGUAUGCCAAUGAUGAGACCACUCACCCCAGCCCACUCACAGUGACAGAGGAGCUGCAGCCAGCAUAUAUGAAUGUGGGUGCUGCAGAUACGGAUGUAGUUUAUUCCCAGGUAUGGUGCACCCAGCAGACAGAAGGCUCAGCAAAUAUCAGAAAAACAUUUCUGGAGAUCAAGGACUCCUCAGCCAUCUACUCUGAAGUGAAGAAGGCAUAAUACUUGGAGGAAUCAGAGGGGAAAACCAGUGAUAAGGACAGAGCAGCAAUAAGGAUUGCCAUAAAACUUUAGGAAAAUGUUCAGGAUGUUCAUAACCAUUAUAGCCAGAUGUGCUUCAGGGACUGUAGGCAAGCCACGUUGUGUCACCAUUUCUGUUCUCAUCAUGUUUGUUCCCCAAUAUCUUCUUUUAUUCAUCAAAUGUUUAUUUGAACUGCUACUGUAUCCCAGGCACUGUGUAAGGAAAUGAUUUCUGCCGUCUUCUCUUAAGCUAUCAAUGUGCAAAGAGCUGAGGAAAGAGGAAUGAACCAGAGAGACAAGUUCUCAUCUUUGCCUACUUUGAGGUGAUGACAACAGAAUCCAUUUCUGGGCUACUCUUUCCCUCCCACAUGAGGAUUCAGUCAUCUUUUGUCUCCCCAGGGACCUCAAAGUUUUAAUUAUUAUCUUCUGAAAUGAAUUGAACCCCCUCUUACUUUGUAAGAACUUUAGAGUUGAGUUUGAGGGAGGAAACAGCAGACUGAGUUAGCUUGCUAUAUUCUCCAGGCACUAGAAUGUUCAACUUUACAUUGACUUAAACAAGUUAACAAGGGAUAUUAUGUUUUUUUUGAAAUGCAAAAUGUCCUGUCAUAGAUUGGCAGUUUAGUAGAGAGAUUAAGAACACAGCUUCUAGAGACAACUGCCUGGAGGGGUGUCCCAUCUCCACUAUUAGCCGUGUGUCUAUUCCUCCACCAGUCACACACUGUCUUAAUUACUGUAGCUACACAGUAAUCCUUGCCAUCUAGAAGAAUAAAACCUCCUACUUUAUUUUUUUUUUUCAGAACUGGUCUAACUAUCAAAUAAUAAUAAUAUAAUAACAUGUUUUGAUUUCUAAAAAUGAAAUUAGCAUGAAAAUGGACAAUAAACCAGUAAUCAGUUGCUGUUGAGUUGAUUCUGAUUCAUGAUAACCCGAUGUGUGUCACAGUACAACUGUACUCCAUAUAGUUUUCAAGGCUGUGACCUUUCAGAAGUAGAUUCCCAAGCCUUUCUUCUGAGGCACCUCUGAAAGGACUUGAACUUCUGAGCUUUUGGUUAGCAGCUGAGUGGGUUAGCCAUUUGCACUACCCAGUGACCCCAGAGGCCAAGAAUAGAUAGGCCAAAAUAUACACCACACCAAUUGCCCUCAAGUUGACUCCAACUCAUGGUGACCACCCUUGUGUCACAGUAGAACUAUGCUCCAUAGGGUUUUCAAUGGCUGAUUUUUUGGAAGCAGAUCACCAGGCAUUUCUUCCCAAGCACCUCUGGGUGGACAGGAACCUCUAAACUUUUCAUUAGCAGUCAAGUGCGUAAUCAUUUGCACCACCCAGGAACUCCAGACCAAAAUAGUAGAACAGAGUUACAGUCGAGAAUAGCCAGUUGAGAAGAAAAAAAGCAGUAACAUUUAUGUAUAUUUAACGAACAAUAAAGUAUCACAAAUCAAGGUGAUGAUUUUUUUAACCUCAUGCUAAAUUUCAUUUCUGCUCAUAUCACCAUUAAAAUGACCAAAGAAACGCAAAAACUGGGGAAGAAAUCUGGAUCAGCACAUAUGCACCCAAAACAGGAAUUCUAAUGAGAUAUUAUGUAGAUGGAACCAAAUAAAUAGAAAUACCUUUGAGUAUGCCUUGGAAAGACCUGUUAGUAAUUAAGUGAACACAUUGCUUCUCAGCCUUUUGGCUAAGACCAAGUAUAGUUAAGUGGACAACAUCCUUAGCAUGACCUUCUAGCUUCUAAGCUCUGAGAAUAAAAAAAAAAAAAAAAA
Trichechus manatus latirostris (Florida manatee) is the source of this 3423-nucleotide messenger RNA. RefSeq names its product Fc receptor-like protein 2. Gene Ontology annotation, biological process: cell surface receptor signaling pathway. Lineage: Eukaryota; Metazoa; Chordata; Mammalia; Sirenia; Trichechidae. The record is from RefSeq and is a predicted model, not a curated record. Gene Ontology annotation, molecular function: transmembrane signaling receptor activity. Gene Ontology annotation, cellular component: plasma membrane. The coding region runs from base 60 to 1652 and encodes 530 amino acids. The transcript is spliced from 12 exons.